Messenger RNA from Cherax quadricarinatus, 1204 nucleotides. Lineage: Eukaryota; Metazoa; Arthropoda; Malacostraca; Decapoda; Parastacidae. The record is from RefSeq and is a predicted model, not a curated record.
GAGGGAGGGAUGGUGAGGAACCCAGGCAGCAGCAGCAGCAGCAGCGGCAGGAGGCGCCUCUGCUAACAUGGCUGACGUGCAGGAUGAUGAUCACUGGUUGUAUGGUGACGAGAAGGAUGAUCCCAAGGAAGAUGGGGAGAUAAAUGAUAAAUACAACGAAGAAGCAGAUAAAGCAGACACGGAAAAUGGACAAGAUAAGCAGACUCCCAUGGAAGAAGGUGAUAAGGAAUCUGAAAAAGCAAAAGAGGGAGAAGCUAAAGGUGAUAAAGAAAAAGAAGGUGAGAAGGAGGAUGGUGAGAAAGGAGAUGAUGAUGACAGCAGUGAUGAUGAUGACCUGACCAUUACUAUUGGUGUUAUAAAAACACAACCGGAUAUUAUACAAGCCCCGACUGCUCCCCACUCAGCUAGGUUCCAGCCUAAGGCUGCACCAACCACAGGAUUGAAGGAUGAUGAUUUUAAUUCUCCAGGAAAAAUUAAUGGAGUACCUAUCACUGAAUUUAAUCUUGCUGACUUGGAGGAUAAACCUUGGAGAAAACCUGGAGCUGACAUUUCAGACUAUUUCAAUUAUGGCUUUAAUGAGGAGACCUGGUUCAAGUAUUGUGAGCGUCAGAAGAGGAUGAGGAUCACAGAGUCGGGUGCUGGGUUAUCUGGUCUUGGUAUCAGUGUUACAAAGCCAUUUGGUAAUUCUAAUAGCAGCAUUCCAGUUACAAUAGUCAAUGACAAUAGCAAAUACAGAGAUGCUCUAGCUCAGAGGGUCAAAGCGGGUCCUCCCCCUCGCAACAAAGGCAUGGGACAAAUUGACGUCAUUGGCGGAGUUAACAAGCCGAGUACAAUUCAGGUUAUGACAGCAGACAGGCGAGAGUAUUCCAAUAAAGUAAUGAUGAAUGGUCCUCCUCCACCAUUACCAUCUACCACGCCAGGAUACAAUGAUAUGGAGUUUGGCGGUAAUCCAUAUGGUGAAGCAUAUUAUGCAAAUGAGCCUCCCUUCUUUGGAGGGUCUGGAUUUGAGAAUCCUCCACCAUGGACACCAGGACAACCACCUCCACUACCAGGGCAGAACAACUGGGAGGGACCUGGGAGUGCUACCCCAAAUAUCACACCAGUAUCAAGUGGAACACCUUACUUUGAAGAAGACUCUCUUGGUGCUCCUCCAGUACCAUCAGAACCUGAAGAGGAAAGACAUAGGUAAAAAACAAAAGUGAUU